AUGGCUCCACGACGCUCCCUACGUAUCAGCGCUGCGAUACAAGAGACGGUCCAGGCGUCCUCAGGCCCAGAGAAAGCAUUGAAAAGCCGAACUGAGAGCAAUCGAGUUGCUAAAUCCAAGUCGAAGAAGCCUACAGUGACCAAGGCGACCGUAACGGUUACCGCUACUACGACAACCACCAAGUCAAAAGGCAAGAAGAAGGCUGCUGAGAAGUUGCCAACCGAAAGUCUCCAGUCUAAUGCUACGGACGGUCCAUCGACCCCGAAGAAACGAAAACGCGACGAUGAAAAACCCGCUCUACCUUCUACCCCCCCUCCCUUUUUUCCGGAUCUCAAGCCUAUUCCAGCAUCAUCCGCGCCCCCAGAUCUAAACCGCCCCGUCGACCCGCACCGAACUACGGCGACUCUUGUUACACCCCAUGGCUCGCACGUUACGGCCUACCCACGCACCAUGGAGGAAGCGUCCCCAUCGAAAACGGGCCUUCCGCGCCCCACCGCCACGACAGGGAACAUCCUCGAGCAGGGCCUAGCGCAUCUGAUGAAGGUGGCGCCUAAGAUGCGAGCUAUGAUUGAAAAACAUCCAGAUCCUCCGUUUUCGGCGUCACAUUUGGCUGAGGAGAUUGAUCCCUUCGAGCGGCUUGCCUGUGGGAUUAUCGGGCAGCAGGUUUCGGGCGCGGCUGCGAACUCGAUACAUAAGAAAUUUGUAUCGCUGUUUCCUCAGGAGCAGAGCCUGAGUGAUCCUGUGGACACGAAGAAAGAGAACAGCUCGGGUCGCCGCCGAAGUGCUGCUAAAGGUGACAAUAAAGACAAGGACAAGAGUGAGAAUAAAGAUAGCGAGGGCAAUGGAAACACGGAAGCCAAAUUGCGCUUUCCAACCCCGCAGGAAGUUAUAACACUUGAUAUUCCGACUCUUCGCUCAGCAGGCUUGUCUCAGCGAAAGGCCGAAUAUAUUCAUGGAUUGGCGGAGAAAUUCGCCAGUGGUGAACUGAGCGCGCGCAUGUUGCUGACCGCUAGCGAUGAACAAGUCCUCGAAACCCUUAUCGCUGUACGAGGAUUGGGCCGGUGGUCGGUGGAGAUGUUCUCUUUAUUCGGCCUGAAGAGGCUGGAUGUGUUCUCUACAGGGGAUUUAGGAGUGCAGCGUGGUAUGGCCGCCUUCGUUGGUCGUGACGUCGCAAAGCUCAAGGCCAAGGGAGGUAAGUUCAAAUACAUGGCAGAAAAAGAGAUGGUCGAGAUUGCAGCGCCGUUUUCUCCAUAUAGAAGUCUAUUUAUGUGGUACAUGUGGCGAUGGGCGGAAACAGACAUCGAAGUUUUCCAAAACUAG
Molecule: messenger RNA, 1320 nt
Organism: Ophidiomyces ophidiicola
Lineage: Eukaryota; Fungi; Ascomycota; Eurotiomycetes; Onygenales; Onygenaceae
Gene: MAG1
Product: 3-methyladenine DNA glycosylase
Exons: 2
Coding region: 1-1320 (439 amino acids)
Biological process (GO): base-excision repair, AP site formation; base-excision repair; DNA alkylation repair
Cellular component (GO): nucleus; protein-DNA complex
Molecular function (GO): alkylated DNA binding; DNA-3-methyladenine glycosylase activity; DNA-7-methylguanine glycosylase activity
Source: RefSeq, a predicted model, not a curated record